AUGAAAAAGGAAGAUGUGUUGGUGUGUAGUGGACCAAAAAACUUAAAACUCAACAAUGGAGGAUUGUCUAAAGCUUUGUUAAGUGCUGCCGGUAGAGAAAUGCAAGAUGAACUAUACCAGAAUUAUUCUAAUGGCGUUGAAUACGGAGGCAUUGCAACCAGUAGAGGUUAUCAGCUUCCUUGUAAAUUUGUGUACCACGGGGCUCUGCAAAAAUGGGGAACCAGUCAACCUGAUCCAUUAUCCACGUUAGAGGAAUUUAUGAUGACGUGUCUGGUAAUGGCAAACAGUCAUUGUAGAAGUUCCAUUGCUUUUCCAACACUUGGACUUGGGUUUCUAGAUUAUCCUAGUGAUCAAGUAGCGAAACUGAUGACAAAAACAAUAGGAGACUUUAGCUUCAAACAAUCUGCUGUGAAUAUCAAGGACAUUGUCAUUGUAGUCUUUGAAGAAGAGAGACUGUCGCUUCAGUCCCAAACAGAUCUAAAAACUUACAAUCAGUUCCACAACGAGGCACAAAAGCUUACCUUGAUUAUAAAUAUGAAGAAGCGCUCAGAUCUCCACCCUACUGGACCAAAUAUACCUCCGACAUAA
This is a messenger RNA of Saccostrea cuccullata (small rock oyster), 588 nucleotides long. Its product is annotated as macro domain-containing protein PG1779-like. The record is from RefSeq and is a predicted model, not a curated record. The transcript has 3 exons. The coding region runs from base 1 to 588 and encodes 195 amino acids. Lineage: Eukaryota; Metazoa; Mollusca; Bivalvia; Ostreida; Ostreidae. Gene Ontology annotation, biological process: negative regulation of gene expression; protein poly-ADP-ribosylation. Gene Ontology annotation, molecular function: transcription corepressor activity; NAD+ poly-ADP-ribosyltransferase activity; NAD+-protein mono-ADP-ribosyltransferase activity. Gene Ontology annotation, cellular component: cytoplasm; nucleus.